Toxoplasma gondii ME49 is the source of this 1830-nucleotide messenger RNA. Its product is annotated as Toxoplasma gondii family A protein. The coding region runs from base 1 to 1830 and encodes 609 amino acids. The record is from RefSeq and is a predicted model, not a curated record. Lineage: Eukaryota; Apicomplexa; Conoidasida; Eucoccidiorida; Sarcocystidae. The transcript has a single exon.
AUGAAGGGACAGAUACAUCGAGCUGUGUGUCUCACGCUGCUUGUGGGCACCGUUAUAUCUUGUUAUGCGUCUGAGACAAAUGAGCAUUCCGGUGAGGCUGAUUUCAUCACAACGAUUCCGAAAACGGGACUCAUCAAGAACGUGGAGCAAGUCUUUUCCCUGGGACCGUCCAGCACGCUCCGGGUUGUUGAUGACACCGGCAAAGCCAUCUAUCUGCCUAAAGCUACUGAGAGUACUGACCAGAACUCGUCAGAAACAUAUACUACCGCAUAUCCAUACAGACAUGGAGGGUGUGACUUCACGGAGAAAAUCCUAUUCAAGGAUGUUUUUCCUGGCUACGAGUCACCACUAUGGGUUCGUGAGGAAAGCGAUUCGGAGUCGAUUGAGAAGGGAUCAUCAGCAAAGUCUGUGGUGUACACCUUCACGAAUCCUUCUGCUCAAUAUCUGGGUAGAGGGUUGAGUUUUUGUGUGCGAUUCAAGACGGUGUUGCCCUCUGGAUCGAGUUUUCAGACCAGCACGCCAAGUCCGCCGUCCUCCGGCUCAACUGCGUUGGGAAACUCAGAUUCUUCUGUCAAGCCAUCUAAUCCGACUCCGGAAGAAGAGGAGGAGAAGAAGGAUUUUCCCACAGAUGAUACUGCGGAUGACGGGGGAUCGAGUAGUCCAUCUGGGGGGAAUGUAAGUCAGCCUGGCGGCGCCCCGGAUUCGGAAGGAGACAUGGAUAGUGGCAAUCAUCACACAGAGGGUGGACCUUCUGACCGUGUAGAGGCAUCCCCGCCACCAGGGAGUGUUCCUGACAGUUCGACCGGCGAUUCCCCCACUUCCCUGCCAGAGAAUCAAAGUCCGCAGUCACCAGGUGGGCAAGGGGAACACAGUGCCGGUGCUGGGAGCGGUGUCGGCGAGAAUCACGAAGACACCGAAGAACAGGAAUCGCAGCAAGACCAUGCAGCUGGAAACAAAGGAGACGUAAACUCUCAGACUUUGCCUGGUGAGACUGGGGAUUCAGCCAAUGUACCAAAUGUGCCAAAUUCAGACCCUGAGGUAGAUCCGUUGAAUCCUAAAGCCGAUGCGAAGCCUGCCAUCUCCGUUGAAGAAAAAGUAACUGUCCCGAAACAACGUGAGUCUCCAGAAGAGGUUGCAGAAUCCAAGCAAGAUGCUGACACUCCACGAAAGGAAGGAUCUGAUGUCACAAAAGUGGAGCGGACGAACCAGGAGUCAAAUGGCCAUUCUGACCUACCAAAUAAGGAGGAACCGGCCGGUUUUCUGUCGCGGCUUCCUGUCAGUUCCCCUUCAACUGCUGCGCCGAGCUACAGUUUAGCUCAUUCGAGCGCCAAGCAGGAACAGGAAGACAUGAACAACGUACAAAGCGACGCAAAUGGACAGGAACUCCGCAAGGAACCUGGUGUGCACCCGAGUGCGAGCGACGUCGAACCUCGGCCAUCGCAGCCUGUGGAAGAAGCCCACGAGACAAACGGGGACCUGGCAAAUGGACCAGCUAUCUCAGCAGAUGAGAAGAAAUCAUCUUCUGCUUCACUGCCUCAUACAGCAGGCAAUGUAGUAGCAUCAACGCAACCUCAUGACCACUCAAGGAUGGAAAAUAUCCAAGUCAGAGAAGGGCUAAAUGAGCCCAUCGAAGCCGGUGAAGAGAGCAGGAGUAGUACUGGGGACCAAAACGGCGCUCGAGUGAGACGCCUUAAUGAGUCUGCUACAGAGAAGGAAACUUACUUAACAAUUAUCGUGCAUUCCACAGCGUUGGGCGUUGCAGGGGGAAUCAGUGGACUGUCAGUUCUUGUUCUUGCUCUGGCAGCUACACAGGUGGCUGCGCCCUUGUGA